Aspergillus calidoustus is the source of this 2568-nucleotide messenger RNA. The record is from the annotation of a GenBank genome assembly. Lineage: Eukaryota; Fungi; Ascomycota; Eurotiomycetes; Eurotiales; Aspergillaceae.
AUGGAUUCUCCCCGCGGGGGUUCUCCUCGCGCCGCUGAUUUCGAUCACGAGCCCCGAGACUCAAGCUCGCUGGAGAUCGAUUCGAAACCGAAACAGCUUCCGGAUGAUUUGCCCAAGUCUUUGGACGACCGUCGCUCGUUUCCGGGGUUGCAGCCUGAAACGGAGAUGUACGAUGCCUGGCAAGGCCAAUCCCAGUUUCUUACCCCGGUUGCCGCGAAGCCUCUCAGCUUUAGCCUCGCUCUAGACGACCAUCCGCUCGACGACGAGCACUCGUUACACUCACAGUACGGCCGCAGCUUCGGGGCGUCUACCGACGAUGACAAUGAGUCGACUACCACGGCCAGACUGGAGGAUAGCGACGCCCGGCUGAUGGAGAUGCUUGCUGCGCAAGCCGCCCACCGCGAGGUGGACUCAAUAAACGCGGACGAAGAAACAAUAGCCUCGGACGAAACGUUGACGGACGAGCGGAAAAGGGAUAUAUUACAACGGAGCUUGAACAUGGCUGCUAGUAACGGUGAUGUCGAACGUGUUCGGAAACUAGUGCAAGGGAAAGCAAAGGACUACGUCGACGUGAAUAAGCCGGAUGAGGAAGGCACGGUGCCGUUGAUAUAUGCAAGUUGCUUUGGGCACCAAGAUGUUGUUGCGGCGCUCCUUGACGCAGGAGCGAAUGUUGACCAGCAAGACCGGAAUCGAUGGAGUGCCUUGAUGUGGGCUAUGACCAAUCGACACAAGACUAUUGCAAAGAUUCUACUUGACCACGGGGCGUCGCCGGAUAUCAAGUCCUCUUCAGGAGGCACUGCGUUCGAUUUCGCUCAACCAGGGAGUGAGAUAUCCGAAUACCUUCACGAGAACGGUUAUAGUUUUGGACCGAGUGCCAUAGAGGACGAUUUCUACGACUCAGGGUUUGCGCACGGCCGAUUCGAGGAGGAGAUAGCAGAGAACGAAUUGAAGCGGCGCAUGAUGAUGGAGGAGAGUGCGAUCAAUCUGGAAGUUGACUUGUCCAGUCUGGGACUGGAUGAGAAGUUCGAUUCACAGGACGAAGACGAGCUCGAGGAAGAACACCAAGAAUUCGUCUGGGACCGAUGUUUGAAUGACCAAAUGUUCGUCUUCCAAGAACACGAGCUUGAAAGGAUCCUCAAUAUCAUCAUCACCAAUAUGACCCCACAAAGGUCACCCUCACAAAAGCCGGUCCCCGCCAACCUACUCUUCCUCAGCGCUCGAUAUGCGCACUAUCAUGCGAGUCCAGAGCUACUCGCAACGCUGCUAGUUUCGGCAACUGACAAGAUCAACGACGUUGUUGAGCGUUAUCAAUGGGACAUGACGAUCCUCGCCUUCUGGAUCUCGAACGCUACCCUCCUCCUUCAUUAUCUCAAGAAAGACGCAGGGUUGGUUGAGUCGACUGUGGAGUUUCAGUUGCAUUUGGCCGAACUCAUCAACGAGAUUUUCAUCCUUAUCAUCCGUGACGCCGAACGUCGGAUGAACAAGGUGCUGGACUCGGCAAUGCUGGACCACGAAACCAUUCCGGGACUCGACGACAUCCCAUUCCAGAACGAGUGGAAGCUGUUCCGCUCCAAGAACAAACCCAAGGUUCCAGAGCCCGCUGAGAACCAAUUCCGACCACCUUCCCCCCGGCGUCGAGCGCAAGUAUCGCCGCGCAACAUCACGUCUCUCCUAUCAUCCACACUCUUCGUUCUCGAUCUCUAUGACGUACACUCCGUCAUCACCACACAGAUUCUCUCGCAGCUCUACUACUGGUUAGGAGCGGAACUUUUCAACCGGAUUCUAUCCACCAAACGGUACCUGGCCCGAACAAAGGCGAUGCAGAUUCGCAUGAACGUAUCGACACUGGAGGAUUGGGCCCGGACCAACAACCGGCAGCCGGAGCACUAUGAAAACGGAUCCACGUCGUGCACCGGGGAUAGCACGAUGGAGUCUGCCCGUAAGCAUCUGGCACCGGUGAUUCAGCUUUUGCAGUGGCUGCAGUGCUUUUCCUCGCUAGGAGAUGACUGGGAAUCCUUCAUCAACACGCUCCUUCAGCUACAAGACCUGACGCCAGCGCAGCUCCUACAUGCGGUCAAAUCAUAUCGUCCUGAAGUGGGAGAAAAGGGUCUAAACAAGCCUGCGUCGAAGUUUCUGGUAGAGUAUCAGCGAGACCCUGAGUUGAUAUUCAGAGAGCAAUUAAGGAUCGUACAAGCGAAAGCAGAUUCGCUGGCCCCAACCUCGGCACAGACCGUGGAAGGGCGCCCGCAAACCCCUCGCCAGGAUCGCACCCCUUCCGUGUCCGAAGUGACGGGCUCACCAACCACCUCUGCGGCGUCUGUUACAUCACCUGGCUCGAGCGUUGCUUCUCCGCGACCGGGAGCAUCGUCCUCUCGGAUCGACGAGCGGAACGGCGCAAACACGGUGUUUCUGGACCCGGCCCUGACGCUCCCCUUCUCAUUACCGACGAGCACAGACAUGCUGAUCAGCUAUGGGGCAGGAUGGGGCGGAACCAACCGAGAGCGUGCGCGCAAGUACAUCCCAACAGUGCCGCCAGAGGUAUUGACUCGAUUCGAUCGCGACGGUUGA